Nematolebias whitei (Rio pearlfish) is the source of this 2073-nucleotide messenger RNA. RefSeq lists its product as uncharacterized. The coding region runs from base 13 to 1917 and encodes 634 amino acids. The transcript has 9 exons. Lineage: Eukaryota; Metazoa; Chordata; Actinopteri; Cyprinodontiformes; Rivulidae. Gene Ontology annotation, molecular function: protein binding. The record is from RefSeq and is a predicted model, not a curated record.
AGAUGAACAGUCAUGGACACCGUCUCCUCGUUGCUCUGUCCUCUCCUCGUCCUCCUCUCCUGCCUCCCCCCCUGCGUCUCCAACAUGCUGUGUCCGAAGCGCUGCACCUGCCAGAAUUUGCUGCCGUCCUACACGGUGCUGUGCGCCAAGACGGGCCUCCUCUUCGUGCCGCCCAACAUCGACCGGCAGACGGCCGAGCUCCGGCUGAUGGACAACUUCAUCACCACGCUGAGGCACCGGGACUUCGCCAACAUGUCCAGCCUGAUCCACCUGACGCUGAGCAGAAACACCAUCAGUCAGAUCAGGCCGUUCACCUUCGCUGACCUCCAGGACCUGCACGCCCUCCACCUGGACGCCAACCGCCUCACGGUCCUGGACGACUCCCACUUCCAGGGCCUGGUGAACCUGAGGCACCUCAUCCUCGCUAACAACCAGCUGCACAGCAUAUCAGAGGGAGCCUUCCAGGACUUCCUGGAGACUCUGGAGGACUUGGAUCUGAGUUACAACAACCUGGUGGACAUCCCCUGGGAGACCAUUGCUCUGCUGGUCAGCGUCAACACCCUGAGCCUGGACCACAACCUCAUCGAGAACGUCCCCGAGGGAAUCUUUUCCAACCUGCACAAGCUGGCUCGACUGGACAUGACGUCCAACAAGCUGAAGAAAAUACCUCCAGACCCGUUGUUCCUUCGGAUCCCGGUGUACGCCAAGAUGAAGGGUUCUCCUCUCACGGCGCUGGUUUUGAGUUUUGGUGGGAACCCUCUGCAUUGUAACUGUGAGCUGGUGUGGCUGCGAAGACUGACCCGCGAGGACGACCUGGAGACCUGCGCUUCACCUAGAGACCUGGCUGGGAAAUACUUCUGGACCAUACGAGAGGAAGAGUUUGUUUGCGAACCCCCGAUGAUAACUCGGCACACCUCCAAGAUGUUUGUGAUGGAGGGUCAGGAGGUCAGCCUGCGCUGCAAAUCCAUCGGGGAUCCUGAACCUUCGACUCACUGGGUCAGUCCUGACGGGAAGCUGAUCGGAAACACGUCCAGAACCAUCUGCUAUGAAAACGGUUCACUUGACAUCCUCAAGGCCUCCGUCAAGGAUUCUGGAAAGUUCACUUGCAUAGCGUCCAACGCAGCUGGUGAGGCCACCGCCCCUGUCGAGUUGGUCGUCAACCCUUCCCCGCACUUCGACCCCAAAGUGGAACUAGAUCCGGGGCCUUCAGACAUCCCAACGUCCAUCAAAUCCAACGUGAGCGGAGGCCAUCCCAGGUCCGACCAGCAGAGGGUCAGUGUGUCGGAGCUAACCUCCAGCUCCGCCACCAUCAGAUGGCCGCCUCAAAACCACAUCCCAGGAGUCCGCAUGUACCAGAUCCAGUACAACAGUUCUACAGAUGACAUACUCAUUUACAGGAUGGUUCCUGCCAACCACAAGUACUUCCUGCUCAGCGACCUGGCGUCGUCCCGGGACUACGAGCUGUGCGUUCUGGCCGUUUAUGACGACGGCAUCACGACCCUGACGGGCACCAAGCUGGUGGGCUGCGUGUCCUUCACCACGGACUCGGAGUACGGGCGCUGUCACUCCAUACGAGACCAGUUCCUGGGGGGUACCAUGAUCAUCAUCAUCGGGGGGAUCAUCGUGGCCUCGGUGCUCGUCUUCAUCUUCAUCCUCCUGAUGAAGUACAAGCUUCAUAGUAACCACUACAAGCAGAAAGCUGUCGCUCGCCACGCCAACGUCUGCUCGCAGACCAACGGAGGAGGAGGAGGCGGGGCCAACAUCCUGGCUCCGCCUCCAUCCUCCUCUGCAGGCCAAGCUGUUAUUAAAAACUCUCCGCCGUCGUCGUCCACAGAAGGGAUGGGCGGAGCUUCUCUGCGAGGGACAACAGUAGUGGACUUAAAUCCUACUCAUGAGGACGACGCCGUCUCCCAAUAACACACAAGAAACUGUCCAACCUCUAACAACACACAAACUCUUCUUUAUUUGUCUUUUUUAAUUUUCUACUUGUUUCUUGUGCCUGGAGACAAACUCACUUUUACGUCAUGGAGCAGCUUCAGUUCUUGGUGAGUAGCUGACGACACACACACACAC